UAAUUCUCACGUUUGGGUGUACUAUACCUUUAAGCUGGUAGUAAAAUGACACAUAAGUUACAGUUAGCGGUUGUGUAUAGCCGGACUCAGUAAAUAAGUGUCUAUGAAGGGGUGACGUCAGAGGUGGAGAUGUCAUGGCGUCGUCGGAGCUGAGACUGGAGCUUGCCAUCUAGUUAAAGGUUGUCGUCGAUGCGCUCAGCGAAAUGGAGAAGAAUGCAAACCCUCAUCGAGACGCGGGAGGAAGUGUCCUGUGCACCGCUAUCCCCGCAGAACCCGCGGAUAUCAAAACAGUGGGCGGAAUGAAAGAUGUCUGCGAGAAGAGAGAGACUUUGAGUACUUGUGCAAGUGCUAGUGGUGCUAAUGCUACACCCUGCACACAGACAUUAGAUGCUGCUGAGACAGGGACCAAGAGCGUUUUACCAGAGGCACUGUCUGCGGCGGAUCAGCUGAGCAACGGGAUGGGACACGAACCGUCGACGACCGCUGCUGGGAAUGAGGAGGGUGGCACCUCAAAGUUAGUAAACAACCUCCUCACGGGAGUGCAACCCGACAUCAGUAACGUGCAAGCGGACGGUUUGGAUGGAGGGGUGCAAGAAGCGACGAAGCUGGCCAAGUCUGCCUGUUUGUCCUCGGACAAAGCAAAAUCCGCGAGCUCGAAUUCAAACGAUCACACCGUGUCCGAGGGUCCUCCGAGCGGGAGUGAGCCCAGCAUCGCAGGGGAGUCCCGCAGCUUUGAUUCACUGGAGUCCUUCUCCAACCUCAACUCCUGUCCGAGUUCAGACCUCAACAGCGAGGAGCUGGAGGACAAGGGGCUGACUCUGGCGAUUCAGAGUGAAUACGGGGCUGAGGGAACCAAAAUCCCCUGUCCUAAAGACAGGGUGGCCGGUCAGUCGUUGUACCACAUCAAGUGGAUAAAGUGGAAGGAGGAGAACACGCCUAUCAUCACACAGAACGAGAACGGGCCGUGUCCGCUGCUGGCUAUUAUGAAUGUCCUGCUAUUGUCAUGGAAGGUCAAGCUGCCACCAAUGAUGGAGAUAAUAACAGCAGAGCAGCUGAUGGAAUAUCUAGGAGACUAUAUCCUUGAAGCCAAGCCAAAAGAGAUCUCGGAGGCUCAGCGGCUGAACUACGAACAGAAUAUGAGUGAUGCUAUGGCAGUGCUGCAUAAACUGCAGACAGGUCUGGAUGUAAACGUUAAGUUCACAGGGGUGCGGGUAUUCGAAUACACACCCGAAUGCAUCGUCUUUGACCUGCUGGAUAUCCCACUCUACCACGGAUGGCUGGUUGACCCACAGAUGGCUGAUAUAGUUAAGGCAGUGGGGAACUGCAGCUAUAACCAGUUGGUAGAGAAGAUAAUCAGCUGUAAGCAGUCAGACAACAGCGAGCUGGCUGGGGAAGGUUUUGUGGCAGAGCAGUUUCUGAACAGCACAGCGACUCAGCUCACAUACCACGGCCUGUGUGAACUCACUUCUACCGUACAAGAGGGAGAACUGUGUGUCUUCUUCAGGAACAAUCACUUCAGCACCAUGACCAAAUUUAAGGCCCAGCUGUACCUGCUGGUAACGGAUCAGGGGUUUCUCACUGAGGAGAAAGUGGUUUGGGAAAGUCUGCAUAAUGUCGACGGAGAUGGAAACUUCUGCGACUCAGAGUUCCAUCUGAGGCCGCCCUCUGACCCGGAAACUGUGUACAGUGGUCAGCAAGACCAGAUCGACCAGGACUACCUGAUGGCGCUGUCCCUACAGCAGGAACAGCAGGCCUCAGACCUGGGUUGGGAACAGAUCCCAGAAGGCAUCAGUGAUCUAGAGCUGGCCAAGAAGCUGCAGGAGGAGGAGGACCGCAGAGCGUCACAGUACUAUCAGGAGCAGGAACAGGCAGCAGCAGCAGCGGCUGCGCAGGCACAGGGACAACAACCAGCAGCGGGUGCCGACCAGGUGGAUAGAGCAGCAGCCGCUGGAGCCUCAGCGGGGGGAGCCACGGCUUCUCCAAGCCCAGGCAAACAGCCCUCAACGGGGGAACGCAAACCCAAGAAAGAAGCCAAGGACAAAGACAAAUGCAUCUUGUUGUAACAGCAGUGGACUCUGUGUGGAGUGUGAAACGGGCAGCAGUUUAAAUCCAGUGGCUCUGCAAUGCAUCUCCCAGCGUGAGGUGGAGAAAGUAUAGGCGACAGUGAUGAAGUGUGACAGAUGGAGAGAACUUGCCAUUCUCAAGCCACUUGUGCCUGACUUUAACCCUCAGAGUUCUGAAGAUGCAGACAAGAAGAGAGGGGUGUCACUACAAGGACUAUCACUACAUCUUUCGUAGAGCUGGCCAAAUGUUCUCAGCAGGAAAUCCACUGCAGUGCACUAUAUUGGUGUGGGGUCACCAGGGAGGGUGGGUUUUUGUAGUAAAACAAGGUAAUGUACACAUAGCACUAGGCAAAAAAGUACCCCCCUCCCUCCAAAAAAACGAAACAACAAAAACCGAUGGGAAAAAAACAUGGCACAACUUUUUUCAUCAUACAAAGCAUUUUCUUUUUUGUGUUGAUUUCCGUUAUUGCUGUUGUUUAUAAGCUAUUUUAUACCAGUUUACCCGUAUAUAUGCAUAUGUAGAUUUGUUGUAUUGGUCAGUUUCUGUUGUUUGACUGAAGGAUAUCUGAGAUCUUUUAAUGAAAGGCCGUUCACAUGAGCAGGUAGCAAGCCAACAGGUCGCUUGGCAAAGGUGAUGUCUCAGUACAUGAUGUAGGCCACCAUAGUUUUUUGCCUGGCAGUUUGAUGCCAAAUUUUUCAUUGUUGAUAUUUUAGAAGUAACUUCCUUUUUAGAGAGUGAGAUCUUGAUAAAACAAAUGCAUUCAAAAAGGGUUUCCUUAUUAGGCAGUUGAAACUGGACAAUAACUGUUAAUAUCAGUGAGCAACUGACACUACCAUUCAUGUAAAUAGCUUUAAAAUAUCAAAAUCAGUAGGUUAUAUAAAAAUACAUGGUCAAGUU
Molecule: messenger RNA, 2961 nt
Organism: Cyprinus carpio (common carp)
Lineage: Eukaryota; Metazoa; Chordata; Actinopteri; Cypriniformes; Cyprinidae
Product: ubiquitin carboxyl-terminal hydrolase MINDY-2-like
Biological process (GO): protein K48-linked deubiquitination
Cellular component (GO): cytosol; cell periphery
Molecular function (GO): cysteine-type carboxypeptidase activity; cysteine-type deubiquitinase activity; K48-linked deubiquitinase activity
Source: RefSeq, a predicted model, not a curated record